GAGGAGUGAAGGACCUCGGGUUUUCCUUUUUCCCCAGCAUUACAGCCUAUGCUGGGUUGGUGGAAAAUGGGCACUCCGACCACUAAGAUCUGUGGACUUAUCCUCUCCUUGAUACUCACAUGCCAGCUGGUCACUGUGACUCAGGCCUCCAAGGUGUGGGGAGAGGUCCCUCUGCCAGAGGACCUGGAGGCGGAGAAAGACGUCAAGGCAUCUCAGAGCUUGCUUGACGACGAUGAGGACUUUGCUGCUGAUGAAGCUUCCGGAGAUCUGCCCAGUGGAGAAGAUGAUGGGAGCACACCGUGGCCUCCAGUCACUGAGAGCACAAAACACUGGUUGGACUCUUCACAUAUGAGGAACAUACAGAGCCCAGUCGAACCAGAGUACAUUUAUUACAGAGCUCUCGUCAACUUCACCGACUCCCUGGUCUACAGCCCUGAGCUCGAGGACAUGUUUUCUCCAGCCUUUAAUGAGAUCUCUGAAGCAGUGGUGGACACGCUGGAGUCGGAGUACAACAGGAUUCAAGGUGUCCAGACAGUCAGUGUGGUCAUCAUUAAGAAGAUGAUAAGAGACGACGGCGUGGACGUGUUUGUGGAGUUGGACGUGGGUUCGGAAUACAACAACAAUGAUGAACAGAUCCGCAGUGUGCUGUACAACGUGGUGAAGGAGGGAGCCAUCGCUUCCUACGUCACGUCAGUCCAGGGCUUUCAGUUCAGACGGCUCGGAGAAGCUCAACCUUUGCCUCCCGUGGAGCCUAUAGCAGUGCCAGUAACCCCCAGCAUCAGACCCUGCAUGCCAGAUGAGCACAGGUGUGGUGAUGGGACAUGUAUCCUGAUGGAAUACCUGUGUGACAACAGACCAGACUGCCGAGACAUGAGUGAUGAGACCAACUGUGAUGUAAGACCGCCAAUACCUCCAGUCUUCACCACCCCUCCCACCACCACCACCACCACCACCACAACCAAGAAGAUUCCACGGCCCGCCGGCCCACCUGGACCCUGCAGAGCUGAUCAAGCCACGUGCCAGAGUGGAGAGUGCAUCCCUCGAGACUACAUCUGUGACGGAGAGAGGGACUGCUCGGACGGAAGCGACGAGUUCAGAUGUGGAACUCCAUCUCCCUGUGAGCCCAAUGAGUUCAAGUGUAAAAAUGGUCGUUGCGCUCUCAAGCUUUGGCGUUGUGAUGGAGACAAUGACUGCGAGGAUAACUCGGAUGAGACAGACUGCCCCACCAAGGGUCCUGGCGACAGGUGUGCACCUGAGCAGUUUGAAUGCCUUAGCGACCGCACCUGCAUCCCAGCUAGUUACCAGUGUGAUGAUGAGCCAGACUGCCCUGACCGCUCCGACGAGUACGGCUGCACCCCUCCCUCCGUGACAAGCCCACCGGAAGAGUCCAUCCAGGCAGCGCGGGGGGCGACGGUGACGUUCACCUGUCAGGCUGUUGGAGUGCCAAUGCCCAUCAUCACCUGGAGACUCAACUGGGGACACAUUCCUGUCAGCGGCAGGAUCUCGAUGACCAGCGAUAACGGCCGCGGCACCCUCACCAUUCGUGAUGUCAAGGAGGCAGAUCAGGGGGCCUACACCUGUGAGGCCAUCAACGCUAAAGGCCUGGUGUUCGGCAUCCCCGACGGAGUGCUAACACUCACAUCAAAUCCCAACCCAGGAAACUGUCCUGACGGUCACUUCAGUGUGGAGGGCCGCUGCAUUUCCUGCUUCUGUGCUGGAAUCUCCAAGAACUGCAAAAGCACCGGCCGCUACCGCAACCAGAUCAGCCUGCGCUUCACUGACGAGGAAGACUUCAAAGGAGUGAAUGUCACUUACCCAUCCAGGCCAGGCACUCCUCCUCUCUCCUCCACUCAGCUCCUCAUUAACCCCGAGAUGGAAGAGUUCCAGCUCGUCGACCUAUCGCGCCGUUUCCUCAACCUUGACUCCUUCUGGACUUUGCCUCGUCAGUUCCUUGGCAACAAGAUCGACUCCUACGGAGGGUCCCUGAAGUACAAGGUGCGGUACAUACUGGCGCGCGGUCUUACUGAGCCUGUGGAGAAGCCAGAUGUGAUGCUGGUUGGAAAUGGGCGCAGGCUUGUGUACCGCAGAGGCAGCGGCACCCCUGCCCAAGUGGUCAACCAGAAAGAGAUCAGAUUCACUGAGGAUAAGUGGCAGCACUCCAAUGGCCGCCCCGUGAGCCGGGAGGAGCUGAUGAUGACGCUGGCGAACCUGGACGGCAUCAGCGUCCGCACCAUCUACGACAACCACAUGGUCAGCGUGGCAAUCAGCGACAUUGUCAUGGAUACCACCACUGUGGAGUUCAGCAUUCUGGGUCAUGCCAAGGAUGUCGAAGAGUGCAGAUGUCCUCCUGGAUAUUCAGGCCUGUCCUGCGAGAUGUGCUCCUCUGGUUUCGAGCGUGUCCCUGGUGGCUCCUAUCUCGGCACCUGCGCUGGUUGCAACUGUAAUGGUCAUGCGAGCGCCUGUGAUCCGAUCAGCGGACACUGUCUGAGCUGCCAGCACAACACAGAGGGCCCUCAGUGUGACAAGUGUCGCCCCGGUUACUUUGGUGACCCGAGCCGAGGUCGCCCCGAUGACUGCAAGCCCUGCCCCUGCCCGUACUAUGAGACCUCACGCCGUUUCUCUGACACCUGCUUCCUGGACUUCGACCAACAGCCAACGUGUGAUGCCUGCAGGCCCGGCUACACAGGAAGACGCUGUGAAAAGUGUGCUCCUGGUUACCAGGGUAACCCCCUCCUGCCUAAUGGAAAAUGUGUUCCUAACCAAAGCUCCAAGUGCGAUAAUAGAGGAACCAUCAGCUCCAGCAGCAGGCUGUGCAGCUGCAAGAACAACGUGGCAGGCGCUCUGUGUGACGAGUGUAAGGCCGGGUUCUUCCACCUCUCAGAGGCCAACCCCGAGGGCUGUCUACGUUGUUUCUGCAUGGGCGUCACCAAACAGUGCGCCAGCUCCACUUGGAAUAGGGAUCAGGUGCGAGGAGGGGUGAACGGGCAGCUCUUCUCCCUCUCCAACAGCGCCAACACUAAAACUAUCUCUGAAGGCAUCUCCCAGAGGGGUUCCUCUGAAGUUGUCUACCGCUCCUUCUCCAGCGUCCCCAAUGACAUCUACUACUGGGUUCUGCCUGAGAGCUUCAGAGGAGAUAAGGUGACGGCCUAUGGCGGGGAGCUUCGCUAUACAGUGCAAUUUACACCCUUUCAGCGCUCGCUGGUGAUUGACGGGAAGCCAGAUGUGGUUCUCCAGGGCAACGGCAUCUUCCUGGAACACUAUUCUCAGACCAAGCCCCUCCCACGUGUCCGACAAACCGUCACUGUGACCUUUAGAGAGUCUUCGUGGCGUCGCAGCGAUGGGCAGCCGUGUACCCGUGAGCACCUGCUUAUGGCUCUGGCUGACGUUACCGUUUUCAUGAUCAGGGCAACCUACACAGACAACAUGGACGAGAGCAGUAUCUCAGACAUCAAGAUGGACAUUGCUGUUCCUCACUCCACUGGUAAUGAACGUGCUCUGGAGGUGGAGGAGUGCUCCUGCCCUCAGGGAUACAGAGGACCCUCCUGCCAGGAGUGUGAUGAAGGUUACACGCGCACCAGCUCUGGCCUCUACCUGGGCACUUGUGAGAGGUGCGAUUGCAAUGGUCAUGCCAGCAGCUGCGACCCAGAGACCGGCAGGUGUCUGCAAUGUCUCCACAACACUGCUGGGCCAAGGUGUGAACGCUGUCAGCCUGGUUUCUAUGGAAACCCUGUAACAGGCGGUGCUCAGGCCUGCCAGCCCUGCCCAUGUCCUGGAACCACAUCCAGCAACCAAUUCUCCCCGACUUGUUAUCUGGAGUCUGAUGGUCAGCCGACCUGUGACAGCUGUCCCCCCGGAUACAGUGGCCGUCGCUGUGAAAGAUGUGCUGCAGGAUACACUGGCAACCCACAGCUGGGACAGAGAUGUACUGUUGGCAACAAUGAAGUCAAUGGUAACUGCUACAACUGUGACCAAAGAGGACGUGAGAUCUGCACUGGUGGUGUGUGCCGCUGCAAGAUGAACGUUGAAGGCUCGUCUUGCUCCAGCUGUAAGCCUGGGACCUUCCAUCUAAGCCAGGCAAACAAAGAUGGCUGCCUGUCCUGUUUCUGCAUGGGCGUCACUCAGCAGUGCUCCAGCUCCACUUACUACAGAGACCUGGUGUCCUCAGUCUUUUCUCCAGGCAACUUCCAGGGAUUUGCUCUGGUGAACCGUCAGCGCACCAACCGCAUCUCUACUGGUUUCACGGUGGAGGUUUCCACUGAAGGCACUCAGCUGUCCUACAGCAACUUUGACUACCUGGGACAGGAGCCUCACUACUGGCAGCUCCCAGGGGUCUACCAGGGAGACAAGUACGCUCUGGUCUACAAAGGUUUCAGCUUGCACCAGGAUGAUCUGCUCUACUGGCAGCUCCCAGCGCUGUUCACGGGGGAUAAGGUGGGUUCUUACGGAGGUAAACUCAAAUACACCGUCUCCUACGUGGCUGGUCCAAGGGGAACGCUGCUCGACGAUGCUGACGUGCAGAUUAUUGGUAACGACAUCACUCUGGUGGCUCGUCAGUCCUGGCAGAGGAGGCAGCAGGGCAGCAGAGAGACUCACCGGUUUGAGAUUGUCUUCAGAGAGGAAAACUGGCGCCGUCCGGAUGGCAUGCCUGCAACCCGUGAGCACCUGAUGAUGGUUUUGGCUGAUCUGGAUGAUAUCCUCAUCCGAGCAUCCUACUCUACCGAGAUGCGAUCCUCCAGCAUCUCUGAUAUCAACAUGGAAGUCGCUGUGCCCAACUACAGCGGCUUGGCGCAGGCCCUCGAGGUAGAGCAGUGUCGCUGUCCACCUGGAUACCAGGGACUCUCUUGCCAGGACUGCGCCCCUGGAUAUACUCGCACUGGAGGAGGUUUAUACCUGGGUCACUGUGAGCUCUGUGAAUGUAACGGCCACUCUGACUCCUGCCAUCCGGAGACUGGCAUUUGCACGAGCUGCCUGCAUAACACUCAGGGCGAGCUCUGUGAGCAGUGCGCCCCUGGUUUCUUCGGCGACCCCACUGUUGGCACUCCAGAGGACUGCCAGCCCUGCGCCUGCCCCCACACUGACCCUGACAACCAGUUCUCCCCUACGUGUGAGAGCCUUGGAAAUGGAGGCUACCAGUGCACUGCCUGUCAGCCUGGCUACACCGGCCAGUACUGUGAGCGUUGUGCUCCUGGAUAUGUUGGCAACCCACAGGAGAGAGAGAAGUGUCGCCCAUACGAUGCUGCAGCCUCCCUGGUGGUGAAGGUUUAUCCAGAGAGGGUCUUGGCAUCCCAGGGUGGCCCUGUCACUCUGCGGUGCCAGGUGUCUGGCUCUCCUCCGCACUACUUCUACUGGUCCAGAGAGGAUGGGCGGCCCAUCUCCGGCAGUGCGGACAGACGCAGACAAGGAGCAGAGCUGUACUUCCCCAAUGUUCAGCAGAGUGAUGCCGGCGUUUACGUUUGCACCUGCCGAGACCAGCGCAGCACCAACAGGAGCCGUGCUGAAAUCGUUGUCACAAGUGUCCAAUCCAGACCCAUUGAGGUGACAAUUGAGGAGCCCAAAGCCCAGACUGUCAGGGUGGGGUCUACUGUCAGCUUCAUCUGUACUGCAAAGAGCAAGUCACCAGCCUACACCCUGGUUUGGACCCGAAUGGGUAACGGGAAACUUCCCAACCGUGCCAUGGACUUCAACGGCAUCCUGACGAUCCAGAAUGUCCAGCCCGAGGACGCUGGCGUCUACGUUUGCACGGGCUCCAACAUGUUUGCCAUGGACGAGGGCAGCGCCAUCCUCUACGUGCCAGAGGCCUCACAGACUCAGAUGUUUUACACAGCCUAUGAAAUGUUUGAAGGACACAGAAAGCCUGGUGAAGGGGCCCAACCUGUGGCCACCAUUACUCCCUCAGUACUGAAUGUCCAGCAAGGCCAGAGGGCAGAGUUUCGCUGCACAGUAACUGGGAACCCAACCCCCGCCAUCGAAUGGAUCGGAGGUCCAGGGAACAGACUGAGUCCCAGAGCGGUAAUACGAGGUGGCGUACUGACCUUCACAGCAGUGGACCCAGCUGAUGAGGGAGAGUACACCUGCAAAGCCCUGAACACUCAUGGCGAGCACACAGCGCGGGUUUCCCUCUUCAUACAAAAAUCUAACCCAAGUGGCCUAGGCACCCAGCCUCAAGUCCAAGUCAGUCCCCAAAAUGUUGAAGUCCAUGAGGGCGACACAUUGAGGUUGUACUGCCGCGCAUCUGGAUCGCCCACGCCGAAGCUCACCUGGCUGAAAAAUGGAGGACAAAUCCCUCCACAGGCCAUUCCCUCUCACGGUUUCCAUCAGUUUAAAAGCAACAGUGUCGAUGUGUUACAGAGACGUAUUGAGGAGCUGCAGGCCCGCAUGGAGCGCACCGACAUUGGCACUCUGCUCAUCCCCAACAUCAAGAUGUCCGACUCAGGCACUUACAUGUGUGUUGGCAGCAACAGCAUUGGCUCGAAUAGCGCUCCAAUCAAAGUGACGGUGCUCAAAGCGGACCAUAUCUCAUCAGUGGUCAGCAUCCAGCCAUCUAUAGCUGAUGUCCAGGAGGGCCAGAACCUGGAGCUCAACUGUUUCGCCCCUGGAAAUCCUCCUCCCCAAGUCACCUGGACGAGAGCCAGUGGACGCCUCUCCUCCAACCACCAGGUUCUGGGCAGUCAGCUGCGGAUCCUGUCAGCCUCUCCAGAAGACUCAGGAGAGUAUAUCUGUCGGGUGCAGAGCAACACUGGAAACCCAGGCUCUCGUGUCCAUCAGGCCUCUGUCUCUGUGUCUGUCACUUCAUCUUCUUCACGUCUUCAGAGUCCAAUCAUCGCCAUUGAGCCCCACAGUGCUGCAGUGCGUGUGGGGGAGUCAGCUAGCUUCAGGUGCAGGGUGUACAGCGGAGCCCAGCCUGUCAGACUAGAGUGGAAACUGGCCAGCAACCAACCGCUGCCAGAUAAUGUCAAAGUCGGCCCUGAUGGUUCUGUUAUCACCAUCACCAGCGCUCGCCCUAUCAACCACGGUGCCUACCGCUGUGUGGCGAGCAACCCGUUCGGCAUCACUCACACCAUUGUGUCUUUGAUUGUCAAAGAGAUUCCUGUGGCCACCGUCACCCCCGUUGGACCUGUGCGCGUCAGAGUGGGCGAACCCAUUAACCUGGAAUGCCAGGCGUCAGGAGAGCCACGCCCCUCAGUGUCGUGGCACCGGCUGGACAGCAACCGUAAGACCAUGCUGAGCAGCCCUGUACCCAUGGAGUCCAAUGCAGUCAUGCAGAUACUCGUGGCACGUCCAGAAGACAGUGGCACGUACGUGUGCACAGCUCGCAACAAUGAGGGCUCUACGGAGACCAACAUAGAGGUGGUUGUUGAGGGAGGCUCUCAAGUUCCAUCAGUGCCCAGAGGCUCCGUUCCUGAGCCGCUGAUGAUUGUGGUGGAGGGACAGACUGCGACACUGCGCUGCGAGGCCCACGGUUUCCCCUCACCAAAAAUCACCUGGUCCAAGCUGCGGUCUCCUCUGCCUUGGAGACACAAGGUGGUGAACAACAGCUUGGUGCUGCCCAACGUGGGCCGGCAAGACUCUGGAGAAUACAUCUGCAGUGCCACCAACAACAUGGGCACCACUGACGUCACCAUCAUGCUAGAUGUAGAAACUCUUCCUUAUGCCACAUCUGUGCCUGAUGAUGUGGCUGUGCGCGUCGGCGAGGUGAUCAGGUUGCAGUGCCUGGCCCACGGCACUCCUCCUUUAACCUACACUUGGACCAAGCUGGAUGGAAACCUGUCCCCGAGGGCUCAGGUUAGCGGCGGGGAUCUCCAGAUCAACCUGGCCGCUGCCGAGGAUGCCGGGAGCUACAAGUGUGUGGCCAGCAACAAAGUGGGCAACAGUGAAGUGGUCGCCAAAGUCACAGUCAGAUCUCCUCUGGCGGUGCGUGUGUCACCCCAGGUUGAGGUGAAGGCCCAGGGCAGCGCUGUGGAGUUUACCUGCUCAGCGGCAGGUGGAAUAGAAACCAAAAUUGAGUGGCUGAAAGAAGGAGGCGCCCUGCCGCCAAACCACCACAUCAAGGAUGGAGUGCUCAGGAUUGAGAACCUUGAGCAGAGCAAUGAAGGUGUUUAUAUCUGCAGAGCGAGCAGUGUGUAUGGUCAGGCCCAGGACACUGCCAGACUGACCAUCCAAGCCCUGCCAAAGGUGAUGAUCAACGUGCGUACCUCGGUGCAGACCGUGAUGAUUGGGAACUCUGUGGAGUUUGAAUGCCAGGCUGUCGGUGACCCGGAGCCCACCGUCAAAUGGAGUAAAGUAGGCGGGGCUUUGCCAACUCACAUCAUGGUGAAAGGCGGCAUGCUGAAGAUCGAUCAAGUGACGGAGGCCGACGCUGGGCAAUACCGCUGUACCGCCACCAAUGACGUAGGCUCAGUACAGUCCCAAGUGGUCCUUAACGUUCAGUCCCUUCCUCAAAUCGCUGCACUGCCAGAAACAAAAGAGGUGACAGUCGGGUCUGAUGCAGUCUUGCCCUGUGUGGCCUCAGGAUAUCCUGUGCCUGAAAUCAAAUGGUCCAAGCUGGAAGGAGAGCUUCCUCCCAAGUGUUUCCAGGAGGUCAACGUGCUGACGGUCCCUCGCAUCACCCAUGACGAUUCUGGGACAUACGUCUGCACCGCCUCCAACAAACAGGGCAAAGUGGAAGCCUUUACUACACUUAUGGUUCAUGAGAGAGUGAUGCCGUACUUUGCCCAGGAACCCUUGUCUUACCUCACCCUGCCCACCAUCAAAAAUGCCUACAAGGCUUUCAGCAUUAAGAUCAACUUUAGACCAGACAAUGUUGAUGGUCUCAUAUUGUACGCUGGUAUGAUCCUCUACAAUGGCCAGAGGAGGACCACAGGAGCCGACUUUAUCUCUCUGGGACUUGUGGGUGGUCGCUUGGAGUUCAGGUUUGACGUGGGCUCCGGCAUGGCCAGUAUACGUGACCCCAACCCUAUCAAACUGGGAGAGUUUCACACCGUCGAGCUCUAUCGCAACCACACCCUGGGCUACAUUAUUGUAGAUGGAGGGGAGCCCAUCAACGGCAGCUCACAGGGCAAGUUCCAGGGUCUGGAUCUGAAUGAGGAGCUGCAUGUGGGUGGAUACCCUAACUACACACUCCUCGCCAAAACCGCUGGCAUUAAGACCGGGUUUGUUGGCUGUAUCCGUCAGCUAGUCAUCCAGGGUGAGGAAGUCAUCUUCAAAGAUCUGGACCGCAGCUCUACUGGCGUCAGCAACUGUCCCACCUGCAAAGAUCACCCAUGCCAGAAUGGCGGCAGGUGUGAGGACUCGGAUGCCAGCUUGUAUAAGUGCAGCUGCCCCAGAGGAUUCACCGGAAGCAACUGCCAGCACCACUCAUCCCUGCACUGUCACUCAGAGGCCUGCGGACCGGACGCCACUUGCAUCAAUCGCCUGAAUGGCCUGGGCUACGACUGCCGCUGCCAUCUUGGCAAGUUCGGAAACAAAUGCAUGGAUGGAGAACUGGUGACCACUCCACUGUUUGAUGGGGAGGAGUCAUACAUAGCCUAUCCCCCUUUGACCAACAUCCACGAUGACCUGCGUGUUGAGUUGGAGUUCAAGCCGGUGGAUAGAGACGGCCUGAUGUUCUUCUGUGGUGGGAAGAAAAUGAAGGUGGAGGACUUUGUCGCCAUCUCCAUGGUGGACGGACAUGUGGAAUUCAGAUAUGAACUGGGCACAGGCCAAGCGAUCCUUCUCAGUGCUGAGCCAGUCUCUCUGGGCCAGUGGCACAGAGUCGUGGCCGAGCGGAACAAGAGGGCCGGCCACCUGAGGGUCGACCAAGGCCAAGUGGAGAGGAAGACAUCUCCAGGAAAAGCCCAGGGCCUUAAUAUCCACACCCCCAUGUACCUGGGAGGAGUCCCCAACAUGGACAUCCUGCCUAAGCCUGCAAAUGUCAGCGAAUUGUUUCAGGGAUGUAUAGGAGAGGUUUCUAUCAACAACAAGAAGGUGGAUCUGUCCUACAGCUUUACAGAAAGCAGAUCUAUCCGCAAGUGUGUGGACAACAGCCCCUGCGACCGCCGGCCCUGUCUGAACGGUGGUCACUGCAUGUCGAGUGCUGAGUAUGAGUACCAGUGCCUCUGUAGGGAUGGAUUUGAAGGUGAGCGGUGCGAGGUGGUGAAAGAUGUGUGCCAGAACAACCUUCAGUGCCAGAAUGGCGGCAGCUGUGUCGACGGUCAGUGUGUGUGUGCACAUGGCUACACAGGCCUGAACUGUGAAGAAAGCCAGGUCUCCAGCUUCCCCGAGGCCCUGUGGAAUUUGGAAGUUAGCGAGGCAAAUGAUUCACCCUACCAAUAUGCAGCUCAUUUCCACAAUGAUGGAUACAUUGCCCUUCCUAAAUCCAUUUUCCCGAGAAGUGCCCAUGACUCACCAGAGACCAUCGAACUGGAGAUCAACACUGGCUCCUCUGAGGGUCUGAUCUUAUGGCAGGGAGUGGAGACCAAUGGCGCACGCAAUUUGCGAAAGGUGCAUGCUAGUAAAAAGGAACUCGGAGAACACGGCAGAGGCAAGGACUUCAUUAGUCUCGGCUUGCAGAACGGACAUCUUGUUUUUAGUUACCAGCUGGGCAGCGGAGAGGCACAGAUCUUGUCCCAGAGGUCUAUCAACGAUGGGAAAUGGCACAAGAUCACAGCAGUCAGAACUGGAAAAGAUGGAUAUAUCCAGAUUGAUGGAGGAGCCGCACUACAUGGACAGUCUAAAGGCAAGAGCCUCAUGGUCAACACCAAAGGCAGUAUAUACCUUGGUGGAGCCCCAGACAUGGCUGCUAUGACGGGAGGCAAGUUUUUGUCAGGAAUGACGGGCUGCGUGAGGAACCUGACGCUGAUGAACGCCCGGCCGGGCCAGCAGCCGGCCCAGGCCAUCGACCUGCAAUCCCACGCAGCCCACGGCAUCAACGUGCAGCCGUGCUCUUCAUAGACCGCAGCACACACGCCAACACACACACACACACACACACACAAACACCCAUACACACACAUGCACACGCAGAGACUAUGGAGUGAUGUCACACACACACACACACACACACACACACACACACAGCAGACUCACACAGAGAGACUUAUACACAUAGAGCCUGACAAACUUGGUGCUUUGCUGCUACCAAAAAAAUAACAAAAAAAACAAACAAAAACAAGAUGACACAACAGGAUUCGUUUCUCUGUGUGCAGUAAAACCAAAAAAGAGAGAAAAAUUGAAACGAUAUUAACAAGUCUUCUCUUCCUCAGUGUUGUAUUCUCAAUGAAGGACUAUUAACACAGGAGAACCAGUACAGUUUACAUACUUCCAGCAGUAGUUUUAGUCAUGAGAAGAGUAAGAGUAAAACAUAUUAGGCCUUCUACGAUGGGUCAGAUCCUAUGGAGUUGGAGAUGUUUUUACAGCACUGAAUUUUUAUUUAUAUACAUAUGAAUAUAUAUAUUAUAUUUGUGGGGGAAAACAUGCAAACUAACCAUAACUGCUCUUCAACUUUCCUAGAGUUUAUUCUGGGUUCUAAUACUGUGUGUCCAGGGCUUUUUUUAAUAGGCCUAACUGUAUUAAUACUUGAAGACGUUUAGGCCUUCUUUCUUCACUUCUGUAGAGGAACUUUUUUUUUUUUUGCGCGAGCAUGCUUACAGUCUUUUGGGAGAGGAGCAUACACACACACAGUCACGGUCACAUGCAGCUUCAGUACACAACUCAGGUCGUUAAAAUACACGUUAAUUACCGCAAAUGUUACACAAGUGCUGCUGCUUUAACUCGGCUGAAUUGUUCCGCUUCACACGACACUCGCAGCGCCGGUGUGUCUUCUGUGUCUGUAUUUGUUCUCUUUUUUUACGAAAAAGAAAGAAACCUUGGUGCUAACGUCAGACAUGAAGAUACAGCACAUAGUCAUAUACAGGUUGCCUGUCUGCCUUGUUUUUUUGGGGGUUUUUUUUGUAUUUGGUUACUUUAGAUUAAGAAAACUCUCUAAAAAAGGUCUCCACUAGUGUCACAUUUGUUAAUAUGCAUGGCAUUUGAGGUUGAGUUUAUGAUGAUACGGCAUGAUUUGUUGCCUCCACAGCCUUAUAUGAUUGAGUAGAUCUCAAAAAAGCAAGAGAAAGGUGUAAUUUUUUUUAAUGUGUGGUUGUUGAAGAUAUUGUUUCAUGUGUAAAACUGCCAGUCAGGUAGAUAUCUGUAUCAACUGAGAAUGAGUGUGUUUGCUAUGAGUAAAUUUGCUCGUUAUGUAUGUCUCAGCCCUUUCCAUUUCUCACAGGUUACUCUACUUUAAGCCCCAAUAUGGAGUCAGGUGUGUGUGUGUGUGUGUGUGGUGUGUGUGUGUGUGUGUGUGUGUGUGUGUGUGCGCGCGCGCGCACAUGCAUGCGCGCUUUUGUCAUUAUCCAUUUCCUCAGGAGGUUCAAUCCAGAACUGCCUCAAGAUGUAACUUCAUUUUCAGGUUUGGUAGCUUUAGUGACAAUUCAGGAAGCUAUAAAACUCUGAAGGCUCCGUGGUUCUGUAGGUUGUUUUCUCUGCAGCAGGACACAGUUGUAAUAAUAAAAAAGUGUUAAGUCAUGUGGGGGGCGCAGUCGAAGCCUCCAGUUAAAAGUGCUGCGACCGGUAGUGUAGCUCAAACAAAGCAUGCUCGCCCCCGCCUUUAGUCAACCACACCACAAAAACCACAACGGCACGAUCACUUUGGGGUUCAAAAAUCUUUUUUUUCCUUCUCAUUUUUGUAAGCUUAAAAUAUUUGUAUUAAUAUCCUUAAAAAAUGAGCACUAUCCUUUCACCUAGAGUUGCUUCAUUUUUUAUUUAUUUUAUGUUUUUUUUUUCUUUUGUUUGUUUUCCUUUUCCUCUUUUUCAUGGCUUCUGUUUUUCGACACUUUGAUUCUGCUGUUUUAGAACAAUCACAGAAGCUUGCUAUUUUCUUUCCUCUGGUUAUUGUGUAUUGCCUCCCACAUCCCCUUGUUUUUCCCCUCAUGUUUGAAUAUGCCCCCUCCCCCUCCCCCCCACCUAGUAAGUUCUUUCAGAAAUCACCCCAAUGAAGUAUCAUGAAAGGUUCAUGUGUAAUACCUGACUGGAGCUGCCUGGUCAUAUGGUUGGAAACUGGUCUUAUUAUUCACUCGAUGAAAGAAGAAAAAAAAAGUCUUAGGCUCCUAAUACAAUGAAUGGGUUAUUUAUUUACUCAGAAUGGUGUCAUCAUGAACAUGUGGAUUGAAAAGAGCCAAUCCUGUGCUCCAUGUUGAGGACACUGAAGCAGAGUAGGGUAGAGUGUGUGCUCCUCGUCGGGGCACCUUUUUGUGUAUCUGCUCUUGAACUGGAUUUUCAUAUAUACACUGUACACUGAUGCUAAGUUGUCAAGAAACUGCCACUGCUUUUUGUUUUCACGCCAUUACAAAAUAUGAAAGGUGCACUUUUAGUAACAAUGGCAGUUUUUACUUAGAUUUUUUUUUUUUUUUUUUUUUUUUUUAAUUUUACUGUUUCACUUCUGAAUGGCAGAAAAAAAAAAGCGAAUCACUCAGUCAAAUGAAUGAAACUGUACCAGAUGAAAUAUAUUGUCCACGUCAGGACAACCUGACUGUUCCAUUUCCAGUGUUGAAAAGACACUCCCCUCACCCUUGGUGUUUCUUAAUUAAAAACAAAAUUCAUGUGCUA
Messenger RNA from Seriola aureovittata, 13620 nucleotides. It is a transcript of the gene hspg2, whose product is annotated as heparan sulfate proteoglycan 2. Lineage: Eukaryota; Metazoa; Chordata; Actinopteri; Carangiformes; Carangidae. The record is from RefSeq and is a predicted model, not a curated record. Gene Ontology annotation, biological process: cell-cell adhesion. Gene Ontology annotation, cellular component: cell-cell junction. The coding region runs from base 49 to 10929 and encodes 3626 amino acids. The transcript is spliced from 86 exons. Gene Ontology annotation, molecular function: cell adhesion molecule binding; calcium ion binding.